CGUAUGCAAUUUAUAAGUGCAUGCGUAUCAUCCAUCACCCUCUGCUAGAGUAUCAAAGUUUAUCUGAAUUGAAAAAGAAGAAAAAACAGAAGCAGAGGCAGCUUGGCAACGACACCGUUUCCAAAUCCCUCACGCGCGCGAUGGCGCAUGCAGCAAGGCUCGAUCUGCGAAUGCAGAAGGAGCUGAAGCUCCUCGCCACCGAUCCACCUCCGGGCGUCUCCCUUCCCUUCCUCUCCAACCAAAGCAGCAGCGGUUCUUCUUCUCUAUCCACCAUCGACGCCCGGAUCGAAGGGCCCGAAGGAACCGUCUACGCCAAAGGGAUCUUCAACAUCAGGAUUCAAAUACCCGACAGGUAUCCUUUCCAGCCUCCCAAUGUGACGUUCGUAACGCCCAUCUACCACCCUAACAUCGACAACGGUGGCCGCAUCUGCCUCGAUAUUCUCAAUCUUCCACCAAAGGGGGCAUGGCAACCAUCUCUGAAUAUUUCGACAGUGCUAACAAGCAUCGGGUUGUUAUUGAGUGAGCCCAACCCAGAUGAUGGCCUAAUGUGCGAAGCUAGCAGGGAGUACAAAUACAAUAGGCAAGCUUUCGACCAGAAGGCACGGUCUUGGACUGAGAGGUAUGCUAAGCCUGGGACUGGUGGGGAUAGCAGCAGCAGAGGGCUUCUGGUAAGCCCAAGCACGAUGGAAGUUGAGGGAGUGGAACCUGGGUUCAAAAGUGCCAUCGACAAGUGCGAGAGUCGUCGAAAGAAACUGUGUGGUAUCAGUGGAAAGUUGUCACUGGAAACAUCAGUACCACUAAAGAGGAAGAACAGUGAUAACAAAGAGGAUGCCAUCCAAAAUGAUAACAAGGAGAACGUGGGGCCAGUUCGGCGUUUGUCACUCUCACACUCCCAAAGACAUUUUGCAGAUUCAGUGAAGUCCCUACCAUUGUUGCAGGCUGGUAGCUGUGUUGAACAACCACAUUCUCUUCACUGUCCUGGAAAACCUGUGAAUGCCAUUAUCAAUCAACAAGAACAAGUUUCAGACGUCCCUGCAAGGCAUUUUGGAGAUUCAUUGAUGUCCCUGCCAUUUUCACAGGCUGGUAACUGUGAUGAACAACCACAUUCUCUUCAAGACUCCAACGGAAAACCUGUGAAUGCUGUCAUCAAGCUGCAGGAACAGGUUUCAGAUGUCCCUGCAAAUCAUUUUGCAGAUUCAUUGAAGUCCCUGCCGUUGUUGCUGGCCAGUAACUGUGUUGAACAACCACAUUCUCUUCAAGACUGUGCUGGAAAACUUGCGAAUGCUGCCUUCAAGCAACAGGAACAAGUCCCAGAUGUCCCUGCAACUGUGAUUGUGUCUGACAGUGAAGAAAGCGAGGAAGAAGGCAAAAGACCUGCAAGGUUGAGAUUGUCUCUCGGACGAAAGCGUUUGGUGGGAAAGUGGAAAGCUAAAGCAUGCAACUGAAAUAUUCAUUGUGUAUCUGACUCCCUCAUUUCACCCAGGCCUCUUCUGGUGAUAAGACUAGAUACUUGUGGUACAUGUGGAUAGAAUUGCAAAAUGCUGCUUCCUUUGGGAGCAUUCUGUAACUUCUGUUUCCCUUGUUAGAUUUGACGUCUGAACUAUUAGCAACUAAAAUAUCUAACAUGGUGCAAACUCUACCAAUUGUUUCUUCAUUUCAA
Messenger RNA from Magnolia sinica, 1660 nucleotides. RefSeq names its product probable ubiquitin-conjugating enzyme E2 37. Gene Ontology annotation, molecular function: ubiquitin conjugating enzyme activity. The coding region runs from base 21 to 1445 and encodes 474 amino acids. Gene Ontology annotation, cellular component: nucleus. The transcript is spliced from 6 exons. The record is from RefSeq and is a predicted model, not a curated record. Gene Ontology annotation, biological process: DNA damage response; protein polyubiquitination. Lineage: Eukaryota; Viridiplantae; Streptophyta; Magnoliopsida; Magnoliales; Magnoliaceae.